Messenger RNA from Chenopodium quinoa (quinoa), 2510 nucleotides. Its product is annotated as wall-associated receptor kinase 2-like. The coding region runs from base 693 to 2498 and encodes 601 amino acids. Gene Ontology annotation, biological process: cell surface receptor signaling pathway; protein phosphorylation. NCBI's taxonomy places the organism in Eukaryota, Viridiplantae, Streptophyta, Magnoliopsida, Caryophyllales, Amaranthaceae. The transcript has 3 exons. Gene Ontology annotation, molecular function: protein serine/threonine kinase activity; ATP binding; calcium ion binding. The record is from RefSeq and is a predicted model, not a curated record. Gene Ontology annotation, cellular component: plasma membrane.
GACUGUAUUACAUUAUAUUUUGGAUUAGGAAAUUUUGUGAAAAACUACAUAUUAUAAUCACCUAAUUUUUGAAAAUUGUUGUAAUUCACUACCUUAGGCCGGAAUAUGAAGUUUGACCAUAACUCUUCGGUGUUGACUUGCAAAUUCUGGAUUAUAAUAGGUAGUUUUUUACAAAAUUUUCCUUUGGAUUAUUCUAUUUAUUAAAUGUGCACCUUACAAAACAAAAUAAAAAAAAAAAAAAUUGUGCUACAAACAUUCAAAUGAAUUAGUGUCUACUAUAUUGAUAUGAAUUUUGAUGGAUAUAACCUUCAAUCGCAGUUGAAAGGUUUGGAAUCUUGAGUCUCGGUCAAGAAACGCUAAGCAACACGAGCUUAAAACCUAAAAUAGGCCAAGAAUACACAAGCACAAACUUACGUAAAACUUUAUAAAUUUCAAAUCAAUCAAUCAUACUUUUCGUUAAACACCAUCACGUAUUUAUAAGCUAAAUAAUUAGCCUAAAAAUCGGUAAAACAAAUUCUAAUCUAACUAGGAAACUAACUCUAACUUGUAAAGAUAAUAUUUUGCAAAUAUGAUCUUUAAAGUUAAGCUUAUCUUAUACUAACCGAAUUAAACUAACAAAAAUAUCCUAAUAAAUUCGGUCAUUUAAUAAUAAACUAAAAAUAACAAUAAAAAUAAUUAUAAUAACAAUAUUGAUGCCUUGGAACCGCAUCAUAUAUGCAGGUACUGCAAACAAGUUGUUUGUUGUAGGAUGUCAGGAUAGCGCAAAUUUUGAGGCAAACAUCGACAUCACUCCCUUUGUAACGAUGGGCAAUGGGGGUGUAACAUGUACAGCAAACUGCAGCGUCGAGGCCAAUAACGUUGUUGCAAGUGAAUGCAAUGGCAUCGGGUGUUGUCAAAUCUCUAUACUUGACGGGAUGAGAUCUUAUUCUUUGGCAUUUGAUACUUUUUACAGUAACCACACGACUAUUGUGACAUAUAACCCUUGUGGGUACUCAUUUCUGGCAGACCAAGAAAGUUUCAAAUUUCGUGGGAUUCCAGAUCUUAAUGACCCCGACUUUAUAAACCGGACAAUAUACGAUGCUCCUUUGGUGCUAGAUUGGGUCAUAGAAAAUAAUACAUGUGCCGAUGCUCAACAUGAUCUCGACUCUUAUGCAUGUGUGCAAAAUACUGCUUGUGUCGACGCCAUUGAUAGUGGUAUUGGAGGUUAUCGAUGCAGUUGUCUUCCUGGUUUUGAAGGCCAUCCAUAUCUUUCUCCUGGUUGCUCAGAUAUUAAUGAAUGCGCGGAUCCAAGUAGUACCCCAUGCUCUAUGAUAUGCACGAAUAUACCAGGAAACUACACAUGCUCUUGCCCAUCAGGAUAUGCUGGUGAUGGUAGAAAACAAGGAACGGGUUGCAAACGACAAUUUCCUGUAAUGAAGGUUGCCUUAGGUGUUGGCUUUGGCUCCCUAUUUUUACUCAUUGCACUCAUUUGGAUGGUCUUUGCCGGGAAGAGAAGAAGGAUUUCAAAAAUGAAAGAGUUGUUCUUUCAAAAAAAUGGAGGUUUGUUGUUGAAUCAACUAAUAACCCCCAAUACGCAUGAUAACAUGGAGCAAGUAAAGGUCUUUACUAUUGAUGAGUUGAUGGUGGCCACCAAGAACUUCAAGGAAGAAAGGAUCAUUGGUCGAGGUGGCUAUGGUACAGUUUACAAGGGAUUAUUACCGAAUAAUCAAAUUGUUGCUGUUAAGAGAUCAAAGUUCAUGGAUGAGGGUCAAAUUGAACAAUUUAUUAAUGAGUUGAUCCUCCUAGCACGAACAAAACAUCCAAAUGUGGUACGACUUCUAGGUUGUUGUUUGGAGGUUGAAGUCCCAUUGUUAGUCUACGAGUUUAUUUCCAAUGGCACGUUACAUGAUCACAUUCACAAUAUAGAUGGUGCUUCUUGGUAUUCAUGGAGCAAUUGCUUGCAAAUUGCCAUGGACUUGGCCAAUGCACUAGCAUAUAUACAUUCAAUACCAAUAAUUCAUCGAGACAUCAAAUCUUCAAAUAUUUUACUAGAUGAUAGUCAUACACCAAAAAUAUCCGACUUUGGUGCUUCACGAUUGAUUCCAUCAAAUCACACCCAUUUAUCCACCGUGGUCCAAGGUACACUAGGAUAUCUAGACCCAGAGUACUUUUUUUCAAGCCAAUUAACCGAGAAAAGUGAUGUUUAUAGUUUUGGUGUUGUUCUCGCUGAACUCUUAACAAGGACAAGGCCUCUUUUACCGGGGAGGCAAAUGGACCAAAAUUGCAAUUUGGCAGCAUGCAUAAUACAAUCGAUACAAGAAGACAAUUUAUUCGACAUUCUGGACUCUCAAUUGAUUGUGGAAGCAACUCAAGAGCAGCUUAUCUUUAUCGCAAAUCUUGUACAACGAUGCUUAAGUGUUAAGGGUGAUGACAGGCCAACAAUGAAGGAAGUCGCAAUUGAUCUAGGAGGAUUAUGUAAGCAACCAACGAACUUGUCUCCAAUUGAACGAGAAAUGUAAUGGCAACAUACA